AUGGGCAAUGGGGUAACAGUGCAGGGCUAUCAGAUAACCCAGAUUCAGGCGGCUUUCUUGGCAAAGCUCAGGCCUCUGCAAUCCUUGGCAAUCUUGUGCUUCCGGAGAUGCCCUCUGCGCCUAUCCCUGCUGUGGAUAGACGAAAUGAUUUACCAGGAAAUUGGAAACCACACCAAAGUGACCGAAUUCGUUCUCGUGGGACUGUCCAACCACCCCACAUCCCAGAGUGUUCUUUUCUGGGCACUGAUGUUUCUCUACAUACUAACUUUGGCAGGAAACAGCAUGAUCGUUUUCCUGGUGGGAGUCAGUUCUCAGCUUCACACCCCAAUGUAUUUCUUCCUUGGUAACUCGUCUUUACUGGAUCUCCUGUUCUCCACCAGUGCUUUACCCCUGAUCAUGGCGCACUCCCUGCAGAACUCUCCCACCAUCUCCUACAGCUCCUGUUUUGCCCAGCUUGCCAUCCGAGCCUUCUUGGCACUGACUGAGUGUUUCCUUCUGGCCAUUAUGGCUUACGACCGAUUCGUGGCUAUCUCAAAUCCACUCAGGUACAACUUGGUCAUGUCUUCUCGAGAAUGCACUUUAAUGGCUUUGGUUGUGUGGGUGACAGCCUUCCUGCUCACUGUCGUGCCCAUUCUGCUCUUCCCCAUCAGUUUCUGUGGGCAUAAUGCAGUCAAUCACUUCUCCUGUGAAGUCCAAGCCAUCUUCAAAUUGCUCUGUUCUAACACCAUUUCCCUAGAGGUUAUGAUGAUGGUAUGUGCUGUCAUUUCAAUGCCAGGACCUUUAACUUUCAUCCUUAUCUCUUACCUUUGUAUCCUCACGGCUGUCUUAAGAAUCCAUUCAACUGAGGCUAGGCUUAAGGCCUUUUCCACAUGUGGUUCUCACCUGGUCGUGGUCACCAUCUACUUUGGGACACUAAUAUAUAUUUAUAUGAGACCACAGGCCAAAAAGUCCCAAGAUGGGGACAAAAUUGUCUCUAUAUUUUAUGCAGCAGUGACACCAAUGCUAAAUCCCCUCAUCUACACCCUGAUAAAUAAGGAUGUAAAAGCUGCUCUCAGGAGAGUAUCUUGUGGGGCCAAGUCCUCAUGCUUCAAGCACACGACAUUGUGUCCUGGGUGGCUCGGCGUUGAAUACCCACUCAUGGCUCGCACGUCUGCUGCUCAAGGCUUCCGAACGUUUGAUUUGCAAGCGUUUUCAGAUAGGCCACACGUAGUAGAGCUGGAAGCUGCUUCUGUCUGGGUCAUCACGGACCGCGGGGGUGACGGUUGUGGAGAGAACAAGCACUGA
Cynocephalus volans (Philippine flying lemur) is the source of this 1284-nucleotide messenger RNA. RefSeq names its product olfactory receptor 13H1-like. Gene Ontology annotation, molecular function: G protein-coupled receptor activity; olfactory receptor activity. Gene Ontology annotation, cellular component: plasma membrane. Lineage: Eukaryota; Metazoa; Chordata; Mammalia; Dermoptera; Cynocephalidae. Gene Ontology annotation, biological process: G protein-coupled receptor signaling pathway; detection of chemical stimulus involved in sensory perception of smell. The coding region runs from base 1 to 1284 and encodes 427 amino acids. The record is from RefSeq and is a predicted model, not a curated record. The transcript is spliced from 3 exons.